Molecule: messenger RNA, 2108 nt
Organism: Notolabrus celidotus (New Zealand spotty)
Lineage: Eukaryota; Metazoa; Chordata; Actinopteri; Labriformes; Labridae
Gene: dnajc2
Product: DnaJ (Hsp40) homolog, subfamily C, member 2
Exons: 16
Coding region: 159-2015 (618 amino acids)
Biological process (GO): 'de novo' cotranslational protein folding; regulation of translational fidelity
Cellular component (GO): cytosol
Molecular function (GO): ribosome binding; Hsp70 protein binding
Source: RefSeq, a predicted model, not a curated record
CGGAGUGGUUUGCGGCGUGACACCGGAGCUCGUUUCGGAUUGGCACUUGUGAAGAGAGGCCCAUGUGGUGAAUGAGCGGGCCAGAAACUUCAGCACUUUACAAAGGUUUCUCUUGAUAGAUUUGUCACCUGUAUGUUGGUGUAGCCAGAGAGAAGAAGAUGUUGUUGGAAGCGCUGGACGGAGAAGAAACGGCUUUCUUUACAGCCGCUGCCGCCUCUGUGCAGGUUCAAGUGGAACCUGUGGGCCGCUGGUUCGAGGCCUUCGUGAAGAGAAGGAACAGGAGUACAUCUACCUCCUUCCAGGAGCUGGAGGAGGAGGAAGAGUCCUCAGAGGAAGAGGAGGAUGAGGAGUUUCAGCUGGAGGAGUAUCCCAUGCUCCGCACGCUUGACCCCAAAGACUGGAAGAAUCAGGAUCACUACUCUGUCCUCGGGCUGCCACACUUGAGGUACAAAGCCACGCAGAAACAGAUCAAAGCUGCCCACAAAUUAAUCGUGUUGAAGCAUCAUCCUGACAAGAGAAAAGCUGCUGGGGAGCAGAUCGUAGAAGGAGACAACGACUACUUCACCUGUAUCACUAAAGCUAUCGAAACCCUAUCAGACCCGAUGAAGAGGAGAGCCUUCGACAGUGUCGACCCCACCUUUGAAAACGCCGUGCCUUCAAAGAGCGAAGGCAAAGAGAACUUUUUUGAGAGUUUUGCUGCAGUUUUUGACAGAAAUGCCAGAUGGUCUUCUAAAAAGCACGUGCCCAAACUUGGAACCAUGGAGUCCUCUUUUGAAGACGUCGAUAAUUUUUACUCUUUCUGGUACAACUUUGACUCAUGGAGGGAAUUCUCGUACCUGGAUGAAGAGGAAAAGGAGAAAGCUGAAUGUCGAGAUGAGAGGAGAUGGAUCGAGAAGCAGAACCGAGCCUCCAGAGCUCAGAGGAAAAAGGAGGAGAUGAACAGAAUACGAACACUAGUUGAUACGGCGUACAGCUGUGACCCUAGAAUAAAGAAAUUCAAAGAAGAAGAAAAAGCCCGGAAAGAGUCUGAGAAGAAAGCCAAAGCUGACGCCAAGAAGAGAGAGCAGGAAGAGAAGGACAGGAUUCGACAGGCGGAGCUGGACGCGGCUCGUUUGGUGAAGGAGAAAGAGGAAGAGGAGGCCAAACAGUUAGCUCAGCAGGCCAAGAAAGAGAAAGAGAUCCAGAAGAAAGCCAUAAAGAAGGAGAGGCAGAAACUCAGGACCACCUGCAAGAACUGGAACUACUUUGCUGACGAUGAAACAGACAGUGUGAAAAUGAUGGAGGAGGUGGAGAAGCUCUGUGAUCGACUGGAGCUGGCGAGUCUGCAGUCUCUGAAUGAAAUCCUGGCCUCAGGCUCCAAAGAGGACAGCAAGACCGCGGUGGAUACUCAGGUGCAGGAGGUGAACGCUCAGCUGCAGAAGGAGCGGGAUGCCGAGAUCCAGGCGAGGCAGGCGGCCCGCAGCACUGAGCAGGCCAGCGGGGGAGGAGGAGGAGGAGGGAAGGGCUGGAACGAGGAAGACCUCCAGCUGCUCAUCAAAGCUGUUAAUCUGUUUCCUGCUGGAACCAACGCCAGGUGGGAAGUUAUUGCCAACUACAUGAACCUGCACUCCACCAGCGGCAUGAAGAGGACCGCCAAAGACGUCAUCAACAAAGCCAAGAACCUGCAGAGGCUCGACCCGCUACAGAAAGACGAGAUCAACAGGAAAGCCUUUGAGAAGUUCAAGAAGGAACACUCUUCAGUUCCCCCAACCAUCGACAACGCUCUGCCCUCAGAGAGGUUUGACUCCGCUGGUGGUGAAAGCAACGCCGCCCCCUGGACCACAGAGGAACAGAAGCUUCUGGAACAAGCCCUUAAGACCUACCCAGUCAGCACAGCUGAGAGGUGGGAGAAGAUCGCUGCUGCCGUCCCAGGAAGAAACAAGAAAGACUGUAUGAAGAGGUACAAGGAACUGGUGGAGAUGGUCAAAGCCAAGAAGGCUGCACAGGAGCAUGUGGCAGGAAAGAGUAAAAAAUGACAAGAACCACAAAGAAUAGUAUUCUGUGUUAUUUUAACAUUAUUGUGUUGGUCUUUAUUUUAUAAUAAAAUUAAAGGAGGAAAAAUACUACAA